ACGACUUGCUCUGAUUGAUCGGGUCAGUCUUAUGGUCUUCUCCCCUCUCUCUCUCUCUCUUACCUUAAAGUCACUGAAAUCUUAGCCAACACCUCCAAUGAUAUUAGUUUUUGAGAGAGAGAAGAGAGAAAGAAUGUUCCGGUCGUUUCUCAGACAAUUGGACCGAUGCCCCGGCCGACGAGGUAGCGGAGACGAGCUUCUCUGGCACAUGGACUUGAAGCCUCACCCCUCCGGCGACCUCUCCAUGGCCGUUGUUCAAGCUAAUUCUUUUCUCGAAGACCAAAGUCAAGUCUUCACUUCUCCCUCAGCCACCUUCAUCGGCGUCUUCGACGGCCACGGCGGCCCCGACACCUCCAAAUUCCUCUCCCACCACCUCUUCCCUCACCUCAACAAGCUUGUUUCUGACAGAGGAGGGUUGUCAGAGGAUGUGAUUAAGAAGGCAUUUGAUGAUACAGAGCAAGAAUUCUUGCACUUGGUGAAGCGGUCGUGGCCGGCUAAGCCAGGGAUUGCUUCAGCAGGUUCUUGUUGUCUGGUCGGAGCGAUUGCGAAGAAUAAGCUGUACGUGGCCAAUCUGGGCGACUCUCGGGCGGUUCUAGGCCGGAGAGUCUCCGGUGGGACGAAAAGUGAUGCGGUGGUGGCGGAGCGGUUGUCCACGGAUCAUAAUGUGGCGGUGGAAGAGGUGAGGAAGGAGGUGGAAGCUCUUCAUCCUGAUGAUUCACAUAUUGUUGUCAACCAUCACGGUGUUUGGCGAAUCAAGGGUAUAAUUCAGGUGUCGAGAUCUAUUGGGGACAUAUAUCUGAAGAAACCAGAGUUCACUAGAGAUUCUUAUCUCCACACAUUCGGAUUUCCCAUUCCACUUAAACGGCCUGUAAUGACAGCAGAACCCUCAAUCCAGGUUCGAGAGCUAAAACAUGAAGACUUGUUCUUGAUAUUUGCGUCGGAUGGCCUUUGGGAGCAACUCAGUGAUGAAGCAGUAGUCCAGAUUGUUUUCAAAAGCCCAAGAACUGGAAUAGCAAAACGAUUGGUGAGUGCUGCCCUUCACGAGGCAGCAAAAAAGAAAGAAAUGAAAUAUGAUGAGAUUAAAAAGAUGGAAAGGGGAACGAGGCGUCAUUACCACGAUGAUAUCACAGUGGUGGUUAUAUAUCUUGAUCACCAUCAAGGUGUAUCAAGUGGUGGUAAAUUCAGGAAGCAUAGCACUGUUGAUUGCAUUAGUGCACCAGUCAACAUCUUCCCCCUCAAUGCAGAUGAAGUUGAGGAACCAGGCCACAGGAAUUCCUGAAUGAACAAGUACAAUUAAAUUCAGAAUUAUACAUAACAGAAUCGUAGGUUCUUAAAGACAUGGUUUAUUUGGUGUGAAUGUUCAGUUUAAGUUGAUAUUUCAAAUGAGAUGGAUUAUACA
Molecule: messenger RNA, 1399 nt
Organism: Cornus florida
Lineage: Eukaryota; Viridiplantae; Streptophyta; Magnoliopsida; Cornales; Cornaceae
Product: probable protein phosphatase 2C 63
Exons: 4
Coding region: 98-1279 (393 amino acids)
Biological process (GO): protein dephosphorylation
Molecular function (GO): cation binding; protein serine/threonine phosphatase activity
Source: RefSeq, a predicted model, not a curated record